Messenger RNA from Tripterygium wilfordii, 2161 nucleotides. Its product is annotated as jasmonoyl--L-amino acid synthetase JAR4-like. Gene Ontology annotation, molecular function: acid-amino acid ligase activity. Lineage: Eukaryota; Viridiplantae; Streptophyta; Magnoliopsida; Celastrales; Celastraceae. Gene Ontology annotation, cellular component: cytoplasm. The record is from RefSeq and is a predicted model, not a curated record. The transcript has 5 exons. Bases 317 to 2077 code for a protein of 586 amino acids.
CAUCCAUACGAGCGAAAGCCAUUCGCAAGAUGCCAAUUUUAUAAAACUAAAAAACUCCCUCUCUCUCUUUCCGUUCAUCUCUCAGAGUCACGCAGAAAGCCUCCCGAGGGCCGAGUCUUCACGUUUCGGUUAGAUUAGAGCAUAGAAUUCGGUGAAAAUACGUAACCGACACCUCACAGGGAUCGAGACACGCUUUGUUCUCUUUCUCCUCGUUGUUUUAUAUAUAUAUCUGUGAUUGUGGGAGUUCUGCUUGUCAGUCUGCCUGUCUCUCUGUUCAGUGUACUAUCUCUCUCUGCAGCUAAAUAGGAUAGCAAGGAUGUUGGAGAAGAUGGAGGGUCUUAAUACAGAGAAACUAAUCGAGGAAUUUGAGGAAAUGACUAAGGAUGCUGAGAGGGUUCAAAGAGAAACCCUGAAGAAGAUUUUGGAAGAUAAUGCAUCCACAGAGUACCUACAGAAUCUGGGUCUUAAGGGGAGAACUGACCCAGAUAGUUUCAAGUCUUGUGUUCCUCUUGUGACUCACAAGGAUUUGGAGCAUUAUAUUCGUAGAAUUGGUGAUGGUGAAUCUACGCCCGUUCUUACUGGAAGGCCGAUAACCACCAUAUCUUUGAGCUCUGGUACUACUCAAGGAAAGCCCAAGUUCGUUCCCUUCAAUGAUGAAUUGAUGGAAACCACCUUGCAGACACUUCAUACUUCGUUUGCAUUCAGAAACAGGGAAUAUCCUAUUAUUCACAAUGGGAAGGCCUUACAAUUCAUCUACAGCAGCAAGCAAAUUAAAACAAAAGGGGGUUUGUUUGCAGGAACUGCUACUACAAAUCUCUUUCGCAAUCCAAAGUACAAAGAUGGAAUGAAGGCAAUUCAGUCGCUGAGCUGCAGUCCAGACGAAGUAAUAUUUGGUGCUGAUUUUCACCAGUCAUUGUACUGUCACCUCUUAUGUGGAAUAAUAUUUCGAGAAGAAAUCCAAUUUGUUGCCUCCACAUUUGCCCACAGCAUCGUCCAUGCUUUCCGUACUUUUGAACUAGUCUGGGAAGAGUUACUCGCUGAUAUACGAGAUGGUGUCCUCUCUAGCAAAGUCACUGAUGCUUCCAUUCGAAAUGUUAUGGCCAAAUUGCUUAAGCCAAAUCCUGGAUUGGCCGAUUUAAUCCGUCAAAAGUGUUUAGCGCUCACUAAUUGGUAUGGUUUAGUACCAGAACUUUUUCCCAAUGUGAAGUACAUCUAUGGGAUAAUGACUGGGUCAAUGGAGCCUUAUCUCAAGAAACUGAGGCAAUAUGCAGGGGUAGUGCCCUUAGUUUGUGCUGAUUAUGGCUCUUCAGAAGGCUGGAUUGGAGCAAACGUGAACCCAAAACUGUCACCAGAGUUUGCCACCUAUGCUGUUCUUCCAAAUAUUGGAUAUUUUGAAUUCAUUCCCCUAAGGGAGAGUGUUAAGGGUCAGGAUGAUAUAAGCGAGUCUGCUUUCCUCUAUAUGGAGAAGAAGCCAGUGGGUCUUACCGAAGUCAAGGUUGGAGAAGAAUACGAGGUUGUCCUCACCAAUGGUGCAGGCUUGUACAGGUACAGGCUAGGAGAUGUGGUGAAAGUUGCGGGCUUCCAUAACUCCACUCCAGAACUCAAAUUUGUCUACAGGAGGAACCUUGUGUUGACCAUCAACAUCGACAAAAAUACAGAGAACGACUUACAGUUGGCCGUUGCAGAAGCUGCCAAGAUUUUAACUGAUCAGAAACUAGAGGUGGUUGAUUUCAGUAGCCAUGUUGAUUUAUCAACAGAACCUGGCCAUUACGUGAUCUUCUGGGAAGUUAAUGGCAAUGCAAGUGAGGAGGUCUUGAAGCAGUGUUGCAAUUGCCUUGACCGGUCUUUCAUCGAUGCCGGCUAUGUCAGCUCGCGAAAGGUAAAUACCAUAGGACCACUUGAGCUUCGGAUUGUACAGAGAGGAACCUUCCAGAAGGUUCUCGACCAUUUCCUAGGAUUAGGAGGUGCCGUUAGCCAGUUUAAGACACCCAGAUGCCUAGGACCCAAUAACAACACAGUCCUGCAAAUCUUGUUGAACAAUGUGGCUAAGAGCUACUUCAGUACUGCUUUUGUGUGAAUAUUAGAGAGUCUGCAUGUUCAUAAUGACUCCUUAUGUUGUAGGGUUAAUUCAGCAAUGGAAAGUUUUAUAUUUAUGAUAAAA